AUGUCGUACUUCUUCUCAACCCCCGUCGAUAUUGACAUCGUGCUAGAGGACGCUGAUGAGCGGUCCAUGGUCGAUGUGAAGCUCGAUAAGAAUAGGCGCGAGAAAGCGCCGCUUUACAUGGAUGGCGAGUCCGUCAAGGGCGCCGUGACUAUUAGACCCAAGGAUGGCAAGCGUCUAGAGCAUACAGGCAUCAAGGUCCAAUUCAUUGGCACAAUAGAGAUGUUCUUCGACCGUGGAAACCAUUACGAAUUUCUCUCCCUCGUGCAGGAACUCGCAGCGCCGGGUGAGCUGCAACACCCGCAGACUUUCGACUUCAAUUUCAAAAACGUCGAGAAGCAGUACGAGUCUUACAAUGGAAUCAAUGUCAAGCUUCGCUACUUCGUCCGUGUCACCGUCUCGCGCCGCAUGGCCGACGUCAUCCGCGAGAAGGACAUCUGGGUCUACUCGUACCGCAUACCUCCCGAGAUGAACUCUUCCAUUAAGAUGGAUGUCGGUAUUGAAGACUGCCUGCACAUUGAGUUUGAGUACUCCAAGAGCAAGUACCACCUUAAGGACGUUAUCGUCGGUCGCAUAUACUUUUUGCUCGUCCGUCUAAAGAUCAAACACAUGGAACUAUCCAUCAUCCGGAGGGAGACGACGGGCGCCGCACCGAACCAAUACAACGAAAGCGAGACGUUGGUGCGCUUCGAGAUUAUGGAUGGUUCCCCUUCCAGAGGAGAGACCAUUCCCAUCCGGCUCUUCCUGGGCGGCUUCGACCUGACCCCUACCUUCCGGGAUGUUAACAAGAAGUUCUCUACAAGGUACUACCUUAGUUUGGUACUCAUUGACGAAGAUGCCCGGAGAUAUUUCAAGCAGUCAGAGAUCAUCCUGUACCGCCAAGCACCUGAUGCCGCUCAGAGCCCGAACAUGAUCAUGGCGGCUGCCCCCGAAAACCCCAAGCUGAUGCAGCAACCAACCCAGGUGUAG
Messenger RNA from Colletotrichum truncatum, 966 nucleotides. RefSeq names its product vacuolar protein sorting-associated protein. Gene Ontology annotation, biological process: retrograde transport, endosome to Golgi; intracellular protein transport. Lineage: Eukaryota; Fungi; Ascomycota; Sordariomycetes; Glomerellales; Glomerellaceae. The record is from RefSeq and is a predicted model, not a curated record. Gene Ontology annotation, cellular component: endosome; retromer complex.